Anguilla rostrata (American eel) is the source of this 2281-nucleotide messenger RNA. It is a transcript of the gene gabrg2, whose product is annotated as gamma-aminobutyric acid type A receptor subunit gamma2. Gene Ontology annotation, biological process: chloride transmembrane transport; nervous system process; gamma-aminobutyric acid signaling pathway. Lineage: Eukaryota; Metazoa; Chordata; Actinopteri; Anguilliformes; Anguillidae. The transcript has 9 exons. Gene Ontology annotation, molecular function: GABA-gated chloride ion channel activity; inhibitory extracellular ligand-gated monoatomic ion channel activity; GABA-A receptor activity. The coding region runs from base 625 to 1974 and encodes 449 amino acids. Gene Ontology annotation, cellular component: postsynapse; dendrite membrane; GABA-A receptor complex. The record is from RefSeq and is a predicted model, not a curated record.
AUUUCCUACGCUUCCCGUAGCCAAAUCAGCACUUCCCUGGCGCCGUUUGUGUAGAGAACUCUAUCUUCAUCGAACGCUGUUCCUCCUACAAAGCCACGAGACAAUAACAAUGUCGAGCGGCCAUUGAGAGCAUUUUGCCGUUUCGUGUAUACAUGUUUGCAGCCGACGUAUGCCUGGGGUUUUUUUAUAAAUAGAAAAAGAAGAGAACUGAGGUUUAUUUAUUUUUUUCUCUCUCUUUCUGGCUACGGUUCCGCGCGAUGAAACCACGCAUGUGUUGAUCUGUGCUGCAGCAACGUGCAUCAAUUCCUCUUUGACCCCAGAGUUAAUCUGCAUUCAGACAGAAGCUUCAAUGCAUUUUCCUAUCUGCUGGAUUUUAGGGUUUUCUGGGGCCGCUGCGUUUAUGUAAUUUUUUAUUUUUGGCAUUUAUUUCUUAAGAUUUGGAAAGCUCGCCUUGCGCCUUUGGUCGGUUUUGUGGCCGCUUCCGCAACACCGCAACAGAUCUGAUCUCCAAACCUGAAAGCUAAUGCAGCCUGCUAUGUGCGUAAUGUGUCACAGCGAAGAUACACUGUAAAUAAAGGGACACGUCCAUCUGCAAUUGAGAGAGGAAAAAAGAAGACGUUGAUCAUGGCUCCACCAAAUUUAACGUUCAAAUGCUCGGCUGCGAUGGCGAAGCCUGCUUACUCUGUAAAAAUAAUUCUCUGGGUAUUUCUAAUCGCUAAUCUUCCUACAAGCUCUCUCCAAACUGAAAAUGACGAUGAUGAAGUGUCGAAUAAAACGUGGGUGUUGACUCCGAAAGUGUACGAAAGCGAUGUCACUCACAUCUUAAACAGCCUAUUACACGGCUAUGAUAACAAGCUGCGACCGGACAUAGGAGUCAAACCGACUGUAAUCCACACGGACAUGUUUGUUAACAGCAUUGGUCCGGUAAAUGCUAUUAAUAUGGAGUACACCAUCGACAUCUUCUUCGCGCAGACCUGGUACGACCGGCGGCUGAAGUUCAACAGCACCAUGAAGGUGCUCCGGCUCAACAGCAACAUGGUGGGCAAGAUCUGGAUCCCCGACACCUUCUUCCGCAACUCCAAGAAGGCCGACGCCCACUGGAUCACCACGCCCAAUCGCAUGCUGCGGAUCUGGAACGACGGCCGGAUACUCUACACGCUCCGGUAUAAUCCAGAUGGUUACCCCAAAGAGGAGAUCAUCUACAGGUGGAAGCGGAGCUCGGUGGAGGUCGGGGACAUCCGCUCCUGGAGGCUGUACCAGUUCUCCUUCGUGGGCUUGAGGAACACCUCAGAGAUCGUGAAGACUGUGUCUGGAGACUACGUCGUGUUGACCGUCUACUUCGAUCUGAGCAGGAGGAUGGGUUACUUCACCAUACAGACCUACAUCCCCUGCACCCUCAUCGUGGUUCUGUCCUGGGUGUCCUUCUGGAUCAACAAGGAUGCAGUCCCUGCCAGAACAUCGUUAGGCAUCACCACCGUACUGACGAUGACCACGCUCAGCACCAUCGCCAGGAAGUCGCUCCCCAAGGUGUCCUACGUGACCGCCAUGGACCUCUUCGUGUCCGUCUGCUUCAUCUUCGUCUUCGCCGCCUUGAUCGAGUACGGGACGCUACACUACUUCGUUAGCAACAGAAAGCCGAGCAAAAACAAGGACAAGAAGAAGAAAAAUCCCCUCCUUCGGCUGUUUUCCUCAAAGACGCCCACGGUGGACAUCCGUCCGCGGUCGGCCACGGCGAUCCAGAUGAACAACGCCACGCACAUGCAGGAGCGGGACGAGGAGUACGGGUACGAGUGCCUGGACGGGAAGGACUGCACCAGCUUCUUCUGCUGCUUCGAAGACUGCCGGUCCGGGGCCUGGCGGCACGGGCGGCUACACAUCCGCGUGGCCAAAAUAGACUCCUACGCUCGCAUCUUCUUCCCCACCGCCUUCGGCCUCUUCAACCUGGUCUACUGGGUCUCCUAUCUCUACCUGUAGGCCCCCGCCCCGCCCACCCCCACAUAGCAUCUUAGCCGGCCUUUCGUAUACGAUCGUAUCGCAAAGAUCGUAUCUUGGUUUUUCAAUUUUUUUUUUUUAAUUUAUUUUUGAUUUUUUUUUAAAUCUGAAAAAUCCUUUAAAAAAGAAAAAAAAAGAAAAAAGCUUGCGGCUGUGUGAUGGUUUUUUAAAUUUUUUUAUUUAUUUACUUUUUUCUUCAAACCCAUUUCAAAAUCAGUUUGCUUCUUUUUGAAAAGCUCACCUGUCCCUGGUGCACGAAGCAAAUGCUGUAGCAAAACCGAAUGGGAGG